UGGACCUUGCUCGCUCGCCCUCGCUCGCUAGCUGCUACACCCUGUGCUGUGGCCGCUGCCUUGGGAGUCUCUCGCUAUUCUGCGACAAUGUUGCUAGAUUUGGGGCAGCAAUGAAUUAGAGAGAAGGAAGUUCAAGUGUUAACCCAAUAUUAGAAGACAUAAUAGGUUUUAAGGCUUUUAUAAUGAGCGAUGCAGUGCAUAUUUGUUCAAAAGAUUAAGGUAUGAUGAUUCGUUUGAAAAACACGCCAGGAAAUGGAUCACUAAGAAUAAGAGGACAAUUGAAUAGGAAACGAGGACACGUUUUAAGACUUUCUCAUUAAGAUAUUACGUGUUUAAAAUAAUGUCUAUGCUGCAAUGAGUGGCGAGCAGCCUUGCCUUGGAAGUGUUGGGGUUGGAAUUACCAGCACCAUACCAGUUGUGGUGACAUUCCUAACCAAUUCCACUUGGUCAAUACAAAUGAUGUGGUAUCGUUCGCGGAAAGGAGUACACUAGAACACAACAGAUAACAGCUCCGCGGUGAAAUUAGUGGAAAAUUGCCUACUUUAGAGCAACUAGCUACGUAGCAGCCGGUCGUACACGCCAGAAAAUUACCGCCAUAAACUGAAAGCUUUACAAUCACUAUCAAGGAAACUGGCGCCAUGCAUUAAUUACUCCAGCAGUGAAGGAAAGCCGAGCUCGUGCAUGCUGCCGCCGGGAGGUGCUAGUGGUCGUCAAGGACCUGACUGAUGAUCCCAUAAUUAAACCCACAGGCAAAUGAAGGUAUUAAGCAGAUGGAGAGGAAGAGAAAAGGACACUUAACAGUUAUCUCGAGCGUUCUCAGAUGUUUUGCGCUUAUAUGUCUGCUCUGGUCUGGUUCAGUGACUACUAGAAUAUAGUGUGACGAAGCUGUUGUGAAUACGUAAUAACUGAUCUUAUUAGUUGAGAUUUAUUAGUUUGUUCGACAUACUUCAUACCUUGAGAAAUUUAUUUAGUGGAAGAAAUGUUAUUGACUAUUUGGUGUUACGUGUGUUAAUCAAAUCGCUUACGGAUGACGACUUGGAUUAUACAUAACUGAAAAAGAUUAUCCUAGUCAAACGAAUGUAUGAUUGAUGUUUGUGAAUUGUUUGUAUAUAUUAUUUACUACACUUCGUGAAACAAAUUACUAAACGUUAAUAAUAAAACAAUAUAUAAUAAAAAUUCCGUAACAUUUCGUGGAAUACAAUAUAACGCGAAACUCUAACAUCUGAUAAUACAAUGUUUAUUGGUGUUUAACUAAGAUAUGAAACAUAUAUCGUGCAAAGUAUUGAGAACACAUUACAAAACCGUUUUGUUAUUGCAAGAUUUACAAUUGAUUUUCAUUUAUGUGGUCAGCAAGAAUCUCGAUCGAAACAUGUAAAUUUAUUCCAUCUCGGUUACUGGAAAAGAAUAACAUUAGUGUUCCCCAGAGACUUCAUUUUAAAAAUAGUGUGAUGGUAUAAAACCUUCAUUCUACAGUUUCUGAAAUUUCUGAAAAUAUUUUACUCACUGUUAUACAAAAAAAUAUAUAUAUGUGAAGGAACAGUAAAGAUAUUAAAAUAAACUUAAGCAAACGGCUGAAGUAAUCCAAUCGUGUUUCUUAUUUGUUCGUUUAACUUCUUUCGUAAUCAAGUUGUGUAGAGAGCGGGAUUAAGUUGGGGUCAGUAUAUUCUCCUCUGAGAUCCCUAUAAGAAAGUGACAAGGAAAAAAACAAUGGGCGAAGAGACACAUGCUAAGAGGAGCAUGUGUAUCUUCCUCUUCCUGAACCUCUUGUACACCGCUGCUUCCGACGGAGAUUUCCUCUUCCAGAAGAAAAAAUACGUGGUCGAAAAAGUGGAGGGCGUGUCUGGAGAGGCGGCCCGUCUACCCUGCAACAUGUCAGUCCAAGCUGGCGACACCGUCUACCUCGUCCUCUGGUUCAAGGAGGGACUCACAACACCCAUAUACAGUUACGACAUGAGGGAACUGCUAGGAGGUGAACCCAAGCACUGGUGGGAUCAAGACCUCCUCAGCUCCCGGGCCUACUUCAAUGCAGGCAUUUCCCCCUCCCACCUCCUCCUUCAAGACCUCGCUGAGGAGGACGCAGGAGUAUAUAAGUGUCGAGUCGACUUCCAGAGAGCGCCCACCCGCAACACCCGCAUCAAUCUCACCGUCGUUGUUCCACCGCGUCGUCUGGUGCUGGUUGAAGAAAGCGGGGCAGAGGUUCGGAGCUACGUCGGUCCUGUCAAUGAGGGGGACGACCUUCACCUCAGCUGUAUGGCGCAUGGGGGUCGCCCGGCGCCAGCUGUCACCUGGUUGCUUAACGAUCAGGUUAUUGAUGACACCAUUGAGAGUCGCGAAGACGACCAGACUCGUAACGACCUGACGCUGAGAGGAGUAACAAGGUCGUUGCUCAGGGCUCAACUCACCUGUCGAGCCACUAAUAACCAAGUAUCUCCGGCCCUCGCAACCAUGGUCACUAUAGAUAUGAACUUGCGGCCGUUGGACGUGGUCAUCCAUCGCCCCCAGGAGCCACUCUCCGCCGGCAGGACGUACGAGGUGUUGUGUUCCUCCCGGGGGUCACGGCCCCCCGCGGUCCUCACCUGGUGGUGGGGGUCAUCCAGGAUGCCAGCUGCCGAUGAUACGACCUCACACGGGGGCAACGUGUCUACCUCAAUUGUAUGUCUUACGCCCAAUGCGUCCGACGACGGACGACUUCUGGCGUGUCGGGCUGAGAACCGCAACGUUCCCACGGCAGUGAUCGAGGACACCUGGAAACUCAGCGUCUACUACGCACCAACGGCGAAGGCGGUGCUGGGGGCGUCGCUCAACCCAACAAACAUCAGGGAAGGGGACGACGUCUACUUCGAUUGUCAUGUGGAUGCCAACCCGCGAGCCUACAAGGUCGUCUGGAAACAUAAUGGUGUGGUGUUGCGGCAGGAGAAGGAGGGCGGUGUGCUGCUCAACAACAUGAGCCUGGUGGUGCAGCAGGUGACCCGAGGUCACGCUGGACGCUACACCUGUCAGGCCAGUAACGUAGAAGGGGACUCUACCUCCACACCUGUCACUCUGGCUGUACAGUACUCGCCCUUGUGUCGUCCUGGACAGGUGAAGACCUAUGGUGUCUCCAAAUUAGAAGAAGCUCAGGUGACCUGCCAGGUGGACGCUGUCCCUCAGGUGUCUCGGUUCUAUUGGACGUUCAACAACACAGCCGAGAGCGUAGACGUGCCCCAGGAGAGGUUUUCAAUUGGACUUGGCAGCCGGAGCGUCGUCAAAUACACGCCCAUGUCAGACCUUGACUACGGGAGCCUCUUGUGUACGGCAGAGAACAUUGUCGGCCGCCAGACCGUGCCUUGUGUCUUCCAUAUUAUACCUGCCACUCAGCCAGAGUCUCCUACCAACUGCUCGCUGUACAACGUGUCUGCCAGCAGCCUGGCUGUGACCUGCGACCCUGGCUUCGACGGCGGCCUCAACCAAACCUUCGCCAUGGAGGUUUACGGCACCAACCCGCAUUCGUUGAAGGCCAACAUUACCUCCAAGGUGCCCAGGUUUGUGGUGACGGGUCUGGACAACGAGUCGCAGUUCCAGCUGAUCGUGUACGCCGGGAACGCCAAGGGCCGCAGCGGCAUCUCCAGGCUGGUGGCCCUCACACACAAGCUGCCGGUGAAGCAGCUGGAGACACGCCUAGGGACCAGUGGCUCUGCUGGAGUAUCGCAGGACGCCCUGGCGGUGGAGGUGACACCACUGCUGGGAGUCCUUGCUGGGAUCAUCCUCGUCCUCGCCGUCAUCGCUAUCGUCAUCAUCGUCAUCCUCAGGGUCCAGUGCAGCGCGGCAGCCAGAAGGCGCCAGGCUCGGGAACAAGAGGGCAACAAGAGUGACGAGACACAACAAAGACACCAACAGAAAAGAUCCCAACAGCAGCAGCAACAGCAACAUCAAUUCCAUAAACACCAGCAGCCGUUAGGAACAUUAAAGAAAGGUCGAGGAAGCCACAUUGACCGUCAGGCUGAGGUUCAUGACCCGAACGACGAUCUUCAUGGUUGUUAUAGCGAGCAGCACCUCCACCAGCACCAUUCUGACGACCAGAGUCCCGAUGUCGUCGCCUGCAGUGGAGACUGUGAUGAGGUGAGCGUCAGCAUAAGGCCAGGGGGCGCCUUGUCCUAUAUUCCAGGUCACCGACACGGCGCGCAACACCUCCAGCAGCUUCAACACCGCCACCAGCAGUCCCCGCCCCUUCCUCAACACAGCCAGCAGUGCCAACAGCAACAACAUCAUCUCCAGCAACACUCUCCGUCAUUAGGGCCACACCAGUCUCCAACUGCGACCCAACACAGCCCAGAUCCCCAUCAUUACACCUUACCGCUCCCAGGGCACGGGGCUCACGACUUAAGACACGCCCACCUACUCAGACAGUCUGCGUAUUCCACCACGCCCAGAGUGUGUGGCGGUGGGGACAUCGAGGUGCACUUCAGUGAGGGCGAGAGCGGCACGCCCCCAGCACCAGCGCCUGACGACGUUCCGGCGCCUCUUCUGUACGCCGGGGAUGUGACCCAGCAGGUUCCUGUGGGUACCAGUCUGCCCAGAAUACCUGAGGACCCAGAGAGUCCCACGUCAGCCAGAAGAGAAAGUGCCGUGUGAGCCAGGCUUUAUUUAGACACUGAACCUCCUUAAGACUUUUAUAAGACAAUUUAGUCACUGAGUGACGAAUCUAUAUUGGGGUUCACUUUUUGUAUGAACCUUUCACGCCAAAGUUAUAUAUCCGAUGUGAAAUAAAGAAAUAUUGUAUGUCUGUGUGUACAUAUGUAAAAGUAUGAUGAAUGAUAGAUGUCAUUGUGAUCAUAUAGAAACAGUUCACCAUGGAAGCCACUUUCAUAGCCUAGCCUUGUUGUAGUAUAUUAUAUUGCAUUCCCACAUUUUUUAAACUUCAUCGUGUGUCAAAUUAAGUAGGAAAUAUACGUACUAAACAAUCAUUACAUUGUGAUAAACAUCUGUGUGUAAGCUUGUUCAGGGACCGCAGGGGAAAAAUGAUGCGUUUAUAGUGUGUUUGUAUCAGUGACUGAGGGGACAGCUUCAAAUCAACACUCAUUCGAGUCAGUGGAAACACCCGAGACAGCAUUCAGUCUGGUGGAAUUAGAUAAAGGUUGGACGACCUUAGAAAAUCCAGGACUUCUUGUUGCAACAGAUGAUCAGUAAAUAACCUCAAAGCGUGUGCCGGUAUAGGAAAACUAUUGGCAAACCUCCACACCCUUGGGGCGAAAAAUAUAUGCUGGUAAACAACCUUUUACAAUAUUUUGUUUAAUUGGAGUGACAUAUUCUGUUACCCUGAGAGGAAGAUUGUCGGAUUUUGACGUAACAGGACCAUUCUUAAACCAUACUGUCAACAACUAUUUAACCCUGCCUUAAGGAGAGAUGAAAAAAUAACUGUACUAGAUAGAAUAAUUAACAGCCUCUGAUUAUAUACCUGCUGGAACACUGCACUAAGGUGGUGCAGUGCACAGUGAACAUCUUGCGUGGGUUUGUGUCUAAGACUUACAGUUGUCUACAUGAGAGCCAACUACAUCCGUUGCUUAUCUCGUCAUGUGCAAAAAGCCUCUAUUAUUGAUCAGAGAUUGAUGACCGUAUAAUUUGAUUACUAGGUUUCGCUGUCGUAUUGGUGGUCAGCAUUCUGAUGUGCUGACAGACAGUACCUGCUGUGCUGACAGACAGUAUCUGCAGGUGUGCUGACAGUACUUGCAAAUGUGCUGACAGUCAUUCUCGUCUGAUAGUUACUGUCAUCUGUGUUUCUGUCGGGAUCGUACAAGCUACUUGACCGCCUGUGUCAUUGUCUCAUUUUGUUACUUGGGACUUAUGAUAACUUACACACACACACACACACACACACACACACACACACACACACACA
Messenger RNA from Procambarus clarkii (red swamp crayfish), 5875 nucleotides. RefSeq names its product protein turtle homolog B. Gene Ontology annotation, molecular function: protein binding. Lineage: Eukaryota; Metazoa; Arthropoda; Malacostraca; Decapoda; Cambaridae. The record is from RefSeq and is a predicted model, not a curated record.